Molecule: messenger RNA, 1242 nt
Organism: Entrophospora sp. SA101
Lineage: Eukaryota; Fungi; Glomeromycota; Glomeromycetes; Entrophosporales; Entrophosporaceae
Source: the annotation of a GenBank genome assembly
AUGAAGAAUAAAGUAACUUUAGAUUUACUAAUCCAAGCAAAAGAUUCUUUCUUAAGUAGUAACAAUAAUAAGAAUGAUCAUGUAGUUAAAGAAAUUGAUAAAUUAACAAACUCAUAUUUAGAUAUAUUACAAAUACUGCAUUCACUAAUAAAUUGCACUGAUGAUAAUAAUAAAGAUAGCAUUAACAAUAUGGAUAUUAGUAGUAGUGGUGAAUCAAACAUUAAGUUUAUAUUAUCGCUUUUAUUAAGGUUUACACCAAACAUUCAUGGAAUAUUACCACCAAGACAAAUGGUUAAAUGUUGUGAAGAGAUUAUGAGCAUUUGUUAUGGAUUUGGUAACAAAGUUAGAAGAAAUAGUAUUAAAAGUGACAUUAUUAUGAAUAUCAUUAAUUCUAGUUAUAAUAAUAGUAAUGAUAACAAUAAGUAUAAAUUUAUAAAGAAAUCUAGAAUAUCAGAAAAUGCAAAAAUAUUUAUUGCCAAUAAAAAUAGUAGAUUAUUAAGAUGUUGUACUCUAAAAUCAGAUUUGUUAGAAAUUGAUAAGGAUAAAAUGAAUAUUUUGGUGAAAAUUUUUAUUGAUGAAAUGGUAACAGUGGAACCACCAACCUUGCUAACCGAUUAUAUAUUGAUUGUACCUAAACCUAUUCCAUUUGAAAGAGACAAUAUAAUUCAAAAAAAGUUUUAUGAUAGUCCAGAAUUAUGGGAUUUACUUCAAUUCAUUACAUAUGAUUAUGAUAAAUUUGAAGAAGUUUUUGAUUUAAUAUUAAGACCAUUACUUGCUAUAAAUAUUGGCUUUUGGUAUCGUGUGAAAGAUCAGAAUCCAAAUAACUAUCCUUUAGAAUUAAAAUCAUCUGAAAGAUUAUUAGAGAUGAUGAAGACAGCUAAAUAUUUACCAGAACCAUUAAAUCAUGUGGGAAAAUUAUUUCCACACAUUACAUCAAAUGAUAUUGGUUACUUAUUAUUUGAAUGUAUUUGGAAAUUUAUUAUGGAAAAUAGGCAGCAAUGUCCAUAUUCUGAUGACGAUAAUGACGAUAAUGAUAAAUUGGAUGGAUUCAAAAAUUAUUGGAAAAGAAUUAGAAAGUUGAAAUUGACUGUACAGAAAAAUAUUAUGAUGAUUCCUCAAGAAAUUGCUAAUUGGAUGUGUAGUAAUGUUGGUGAUGACGAUGAUCAAGAAUCAAAGUCAAUACAUGAUGUUCAUCUUCUCAAAUCAAUUAAUAAUAACUCCCACUUAUUGUAUAGUGAUUAA